AGUUGUGUUAACCAAUCAAAAUAGAUCUAACUGCAUCCCCGCUGAACGCUCGACUUCACUGGGUGGACUGCACAUUUCUGUUGGAUAGAUUUGAAUCUGCAAUUCAUAGGGUUUUUGAGUCAACAUUCAAGAUAAAGAUGCAGUUCAUGCUGCUGUUCAGUCGGCAGGGUAAGCUGCGGCUGCAGAAGUGGUAUGUACCCCUGUCAGACAAAGAGAGGAAGAAGAUCUCCAGGGACCUGGUCCAGACCAUUCUAGCCCGUAAGCCCAAGAUGUGUUCCUUCCUGGAGUGGAGGGACCUCAAGAUCGUCUACAAGAGAUACGCCAGCCUGUAUUUCUGCUGUGCGGUGGAAGAUCAAGACAAUGAGCUCAUCACGCUGGAGAUCAUCCACAGAUACGUAGAGCUGCUGGAUAAGUACUUUGGCAGUGUGUGUGAGCUGGACAUCAUCUUUAACUUUGAGAAGGCCUACUUCAUCCUGGAUGAGUUCCUGCUAGGAGGAGAGGCUCAGGAGACCUCCAAGAAGAACGUACUGAAGGCUAUAGAGCAGGCCGACCUGCUGCAGGAGGAUGCCAAAGAAGCUGAAGCCCCACGGAGUGUCCUGGAGGAGAUUGGCCUGACAUAAACUCCCUCCAUCACUGCCCCAACUAUCUCCCUCUCUUUAUUCUCUCUCUCUCUCUUCACGGGGGCCCAAACAUCUUGUUCUCGCUCCUUUGAUGUGCUGUAGUGUUGUCUUGUACUAAAACUCUUAUCAUGUUGUUAAUGUUACUUGUGCCAACUGUCUGUUCCUUGUUUUUUUUUUUGUACCUCGUCAAACACUCACCUUUUGAAACCCCUGGGGUACAUGCAGCCAGUGGCCACAGACGACACCAAUAAUACCUGAAAUCUCACCCACCUUCCUUAAGUCAGUGUUUCUGUUGUACGUGACAUGUCCGUGACGGGCAUUUUAACUCCAGUCUCGUCUAGAGAAUUUAAAACAAUUCAAAAGUAUAUCAUAAAGAGUAAGAAACCCCUUUUUUUACUUCAAUGGGAUGUUCACAAGUAAAAGAAAGCAAAAGGAUGUCAGUAUUUUUAAAGAAGUGUUACAGUUUAAAAGUAUUCAUGUUCAUUCUUUCAUUGUUUGACCAAAGAACACUGUGUUAUAAUCAUAUCGUUUUGAAGAUAAAUGGUGUUUAGG
This is a messenger RNA of Oncorhynchus gorbuscha (pink salmon), 1172 nucleotides long. RefSeq names its product AP-1 complex subunit sigma-2. Gene Ontology annotation, biological process: intracellular protein transport; vesicle-mediated transport. The record is from RefSeq and is a predicted model, not a curated record. Gene Ontology annotation, cellular component: intracellular membrane-bounded organelle; membrane coat; AP-1 adaptor complex. The coding region runs from base 138 to 620 and encodes 160 amino acids. Gene Ontology annotation, molecular function: clathrin-cargo adaptor activity. Lineage: Eukaryota; Metazoa; Chordata; Actinopteri; Salmoniformes; Salmonidae. The transcript is spliced from 6 exons.